This is a messenger RNA of Pecten maximus, 999 nucleotides long. RefSeq names its product cytochrome P450 2U1-like. NCBI's taxonomy places the organism in Eukaryota, Metazoa, Mollusca, Bivalvia, Pectinida, Pectinidae. The transcript is spliced from 3 exons. Gene Ontology annotation, biological process: xenobiotic metabolic process. Bases 51 to 476 code for a protein of 141 amino acids. Gene Ontology annotation, cellular component: cytoplasm; intracellular membrane-bounded organelle. The record is from RefSeq and is a predicted model, not a curated record. Gene Ontology annotation, molecular function: iron ion binding; heme binding; oxidoreductase activity, acting on paired donors, with incorporation or reduction of molecular oxygen, reduced flavin or flavoprotein as one donor, and incorporation of one atom of oxygen.
CAAAAACCCGAGACCUGACGUGGGAAGAUCGUGAUCAGGUUCCUUUCGUCAUGGCGACUCUUCGGGAGGUCCAGCGCAUCAGCAACGUCUUACCCCUCAGUGUGCCGCAUACUACUAACGAUGACGUCGAGUUGGGAGGGUACACGAUACCGAGUGGAUACAUGGUUCUGUUCCAUACAUACUCCUCACACAUGGACACAUCGUACUGGAAACGUCCGACAGAAUUUAGACCGGAACACUUCUUGGAUUCUAAUAGUCAGCUCACAGACCAUGACAACUUCUUUCCUUAUGGCCUCGGACCCAGGACCUGCCCUUUUACAUCACAGGCUGAUAAAACAGUGUACGUAUUAUUUGCAAGCAUCCUGAGGAAAUUCAAAUUGAAUCCGGAAGUGAACAGAGUACCAUCAACGGAAGCGGAAGACGGGGCAUACCGAUGUCCACGUCCGUAUACACUGGUCUGUGUACCAGUUGAUUGACAAACCUGACUACCCGAAAUCACAUGAUAAACUUCAGAUACCAGGUGACAUGUAUUCACGUGACAUGAUUCGUGUUUCCGACAGAAGAUACGCGAAGUCUAACAGGAAAGGAAUUGUUGUGAAGAAAACCGAAGUUUAAGGAAAGGGGAAGUCUUAAAAAAUUAGUUCUAACAAACUCGUCGAUUAAAGAAAUUUGAGUAGAUAUUUGGUAUGUUUUGAGAAUAUUGAGAGGGGCGGAACUUAAUGAGAAUUGAACUGAAGUAUCAAACAAUGCGUUAACAAAGUAUAGUUACAGUGUGUUUUGAUGAAGUGCAUGGUUUGGAGAUUCGUACAAAUUAUAAACAUGUCAUGCUUUCGCACAUAAGAUUAAUAUCGUUUUAAGUAACAGUUUAACGAAUAGUUAAGUUGUAGUCAAUUGUUUAUGAGACAUAUAUAUAUGGUAUGCUAGACUCAUUAGACAACUUAGGAAUAUUAUGCUGUGCUGUUGUGUUUGCAAAAUUAUUAAAUAUUGAACCACAUAAUA